UAUAUAGUAGCAAAAACACCAUUUUUUUGCAGAGCAACAGCACAUUAUAUUUUAAUUACUUUAAAACACUUUAAUUUUUUGAUGUUACUGUUCCUUUAAGAAGUCCAGCUGAAGGCCUGCACACUGCAUGCAGCUUUUCUGUGCCCCAAAACUGCCCAACAACUCAGGUUUAUUUCUAUAUUAUUAUAUUUUCUGGGCCCUGAAUAUUGCAGUGCCUAUGCUCUAAAGUGCCUCUCUAUUAUACUGUCAUGCUUUUCCUGGAUUCCUAAGUGCCUCUAGUUAUUUGGGGGUUUUUGUGCAUAUUCAUACUGUACCUAGCAGCAUUUCUGAAUUGAAUAUUGAUUUUGCAGUAAUCCAAUUUGAUUUGCUGUUUUGAAAUUUUCACUAGGUGCCUUUUAUGAUUUACAAGCACUUAUGUGUGGUCUUGGAGCAAAUUUGAUCAUUUGUAGCUACCUAGACAUAAAUACAUUGUACAUAAUACCAAUGAUUCAUCAAUUUUACAAUACGCUGUCUUUGGUGCUUUUGAGUAGUCUGUUACAUUCAUCCUUUGCUCUGGCCAAUUCUUCAGCUAAGGGGAUAGCUGCCUAUGCAAGAGAAGGUAAUGAACUGUUAACAGGUGCAGGGUGACUAUAGUACCUACAUUACAUGCAUAAAAUGCUCCAAGCAGCAUCUUGUUAUGAGCAAUAAGGUAAGCUCAAGGUGAAUCAGGUCAGCUCAGUCUGGCUUGGAAACGUAACCAACACUACUGCUACAUCUAAUGUGGCAAAUGUUUUUAUUGAAACCAAUAUAUACUGAUUUCUAGAAGUAAAAUGUAUUUAAUAUCUGGAAUCAAAUGUUUAGGUAUCAGCAACUGCUGUACAUUCUGUGUUAGUCAGAACAAAGUUUCUGUUCCGUAGCAGGUGUUUUUAUACCUUUUGUUGCCAGUUGGUCAGCAGAAAACUGCCACAGGACCUUGACUAAAAAGUAUAGCAGAACCAUUCAAAUUCACAACAUUCCUAUCCUAACAAAAAGAUCAGGUUAGACCAUUGUGUAAAUAUGUGCCUUUUAUUCCACUGGUUUGAUUUGUUGAGUCUCAGAUUGUAAGAAUUUGACAUUUUAAUGUGGACCCAAUAAUAGCAAUGUCCUGCAUGUAAAAACUAGAACUAGAACAAACUUGAGGUCUUAAUAAGUGAACAAAUGUAAUCUGCAGUUUUGAGGCAGUUUAAGAAAUAUUGGGUUGCUGUUCCUAAUUCAGUUUUGUAAAGGUUCUUUUUUAUGUGUGUUUUAGUAUUUUCUAGUUGAACUUUAAUAGUAACCAAUUUCAUAAUCCAUCGUGCAUACCGGCAUAAUCCUGUUUAGACACUGAAACCUUUGUGAAUAUUUUUAACCCCUUUUUUCAGUAAUAUGUACUAAUACAUUUUCCUAAUAAAACGCACUUUACUUGUGUAUUUUUUUUGUCUUUCUUUUCUUUAAAAGGCCUUAGCACUUCUAGAAACAUAACCUAUUUUCUUAUAUAACUGACAUGGGAAUCACUGCUGGCAAAUCCUAAUAUUAAAACUGUUUCCCUACUUUGUUUGAUUAGUUAUAAUGGGCUGGAAACUGAGUUUGUUCCACAACAGAAUGUUUAUGCUGGAUUGGUAUCAUGUCACGCCUAUGCUUUCAAGCCUCGUAAGCCAUGCUAAAAUUAGGCUUGGCUCAGAGCCACUCUCUCAGGCUUCGGGGUCAACCCUUGCACCUGUACAGCAGCUCAAAUCUGUGUCAUUUUCAGCGAUUGGUCGACAUGUCCCCAUAGCACAUGUGACAUUUGAUUUAAGAAACCCUGGAGCAUUCAUUGCUACAAAUCAGUUUAUCGGCUUCAACAAACCUGCAUCACUUUAUAUAUUGAUAUUUCUUACCAUUCUGAUUAUGAAAGAAGAACCCAAGGAAGUUUCUUCCAACAGAAAAGACACAGUAAAUACAGAGAAGAGAAAUGAUCAUGAUCUUACUCUCCAGGAAAGUUUACAAACUGACACCAAAGUUGAAAAAUCCAACAGUACAAGGGAAAAGGAAAAGAAGAGGCCACAGAAACCUGAGAGCAGUAAAGUAGGCGAGCGUGCGUCCAAACUGCAGGGACAGAGAGCGCCCACCAAGAACACUGAAAAAGCAAAUGCGCCUGUAUCUACAAAGACCAAGCAAAAGAAAACCUCUUCCGCAUCAUCUGCUAAGAGGCCUUCUACAAAGCAGACAAUGCGUUCUGUUAUUGGGGGACCUGGGCACCCACCUUGUCCCAGCAAAGACUCAGAACGAGAAGUGGAAAUUCGGCUUCUGCAGGUGGAAUGUGAUGAGCUGAGAAAUCGGCUGGGAUGUUUAAAGGAAGGGUUAAUGGGCCAGAAACCGAGUGAUGUGGAGCAGUUACUCAGACAAUCUCAAAAGGAGUUGCUUUGGCUUCAGAGGCAGCUGUCAUUUAUCUCCAAUGGAGGUCCGGCCUGCAUCCUCUCCCCAAACAAGUUCAGAAAUGAUCUCCAGUGCCUGCCACCAUCGGUUCAACACAGAUCAUACAGCCACAUCCAAUUUCUAGAAGAAAAGUCGCGCCCCUUUAAAUCCGAUGUCACUUCAGUGUCACCUGAAAAGUUGCACUGGAAUUUUCUGGAAGAUGAAUUAAAGGAUGUUGUGCAAGACAAGAGUCGCUUAAGCCUUCAGUAUGCCAGCCUAUCCCACAGGGCACUGCUGUAUGACCAGGUGAAGUCAGACUAUGAGCAGCUCAGAGAAACCCUUGUCAUAGUCACCAGAGAACGAGAUUUGGCUGUGAAGGAGAAAUACCAGCUCCAAGCCAAACUGGAGAACUUAGAGCAGGUCCUAAAGCAUAUGCGAGAGGCUGCUGAACGGCGGCAACAGCUGGAAUUGGAGCAUGAGCAAGCCUUGGCUGUCCUCAAUGCAAAGCAACAGGAGAUCGAUCUCCUACAAAAGGCCCAGGUCGAAGCCAAAAUAGAACAUGAAGGUGCAGUGCAGCUGCUAGAGAACACUUUGGACAGCAUGCAGGCCAAGGUCCGGGAACUUGAAGAGAAAUGUCGGACACAGAGUGAACAGUUUAAUCUCCUUUCCCGAGAGCUGGAGAAGUUUCGACAGCAAGCCGGGAAGAUUGACUUAUUGAGUGGCAACGCAGGUGGUGUGUUAGAUUUCCCAGGCUCCCCCAAUAAAACUCUUACCCAGUUUAUAAAUGGAAUAGCAACUUCCAUCAGUAAAGGUAAUGAGAGCCCCACUGGCAGCAGGUCUGUGAUUUCUGAGUAUAUAAGGCCGCUUCAAAUAACAGGAGACAAGCCAGAACAGCUCUGCGUCAAACCAACUUUCCUUUCGAGAUCCAGGUCUGGCAGCCCGAGGCGCGGAUUUGAGUGCAAUAUGGAUAAGGAACAGAAUACGAAUACCUCAAAGCAAAGAUACUCUGGGAAAGUCCACCUCUGUAUCGCACGUUACAGUUAUAAUCCUUUUGAUGGGCCAAAUGAAAACCCGGAAGCAGAACUACCCUUGGUGGCAGGGAAAUACCUCUAUGUGUACGGAGACAUGGACGAGGAUGGAUUUUAUGAAGGUGAGCUACUUGAUGGACAGAGAGGGUUGGUCCCUUCAAAUUUCGUGGACUUUGUACAAAAUGAUGAAUUCCAUAUGUCCAGCACAUUGGCCAGUGAACAGGAGGAAAAUAUUCUCAACCAUUCUGCUCCUCUACUUCAAUCAGAGCUUAAGUUGGAGAUAACCCCAUCCAUUCACAUGGAGUCUAGUGUGCUAAAUAACGGCACAGGGACAACGAUGGAUGUUAACAUUGAUGAGAUUGGAGAAGACAUUGUGCCUUAUCCUCGGAAAAUAACCCUUAUCAAACAACUCGCCAAAAGUGUUAUUGUGGGCUGGGAGCCACCAUUAGUGCCACCAGGCUGGGGUACAAUACAUAGCUAUAAUGUGCUGAUUGGCAAGGAGAUCCGUGCAACACUAAAUUUUGGAAGUAGAACCAAAUUGCUCUUAGAGAAACUGGAUCUUGCCACAGUUACAUAUCGCUUAUCAAUCCAGACGGUCACAGACCGAGGGAACUCUGAUGAGCUCCAGUGUUCUUUGUUAGUGGGGAAGGAUGUCAUUGUUGCACCAACCCAUCUUAAGGUUGACAACAUAACUCCAAUGUCUGCUGAACUUAUAUGGCUACCCAGCAACAGCAAUUACAGCCAUGUCAUUUUCCUUAAUGAUGAAGAAUAUGACAUUGUCAAGGCUGCUAGUUACAGGUACCACUUUUUCAACCUGAAACCCAAUAUGACCUAUAAGGUAAAACUACUAGCAAAGCCCCACCAGAUGCCAUGGCAGCUUCCUUUGGAACAGAGGGAGAGGAAGGAGGCAUACACAGAGUUUACUACCCUACCAUCAGGCCCUCCUAUCCCACCUGACAAUGUUAUUGUGCAUCAGGGUCCCACACCAGUCACUCUCUUAGUUACAUGGAAGCCACCUGUACUCUCUCCAACUGGAACCUCCAAUGGCGCACAUGUGACUGGAUUUUCUGUGUAUGCAAGGGGACAAAAGGUGGCAGAAGUGGUAUUUCCUGCAGCAGAGAACAUUGUGGUAGACCUACUCAAAUUACUCAAUCUGGAUGCCAAGGAAGUUACUGUUAGAACCCUCUCAGCACAAGGAGAAUCUGAAGACUCCAUAAGUGCUUUAAUUCCACCAGACUUAAUGGUGCCUCCAAUUCAACACCCAAGGACUAUGCCCAAAUGUAAGCCAUUAGCAACUGCUGGGGUCCCAGAUACCAAAGAUGAUCAUGUGUGCCCACACAGGAAAGUGGAUGAAUCUUGGGAACAUACUCGAACAGCAUCUCCUGUCCAUGGGCAUACCUUGGAGCCUCCAACAUCUAAUUUCCAUAGUCCAGUUCAUGGCAGGAGAUCUCCAUCCCCACAGAGGAUACUUCCACAACCACAAGGUGCACCCGUUUCUAACACAAUGGCCAAAGCAAUGGCGAGAGAAGCAGCACAAAGGGUUGCAGAAAGCACCAGGAAUGAAAAGAGAAGCCUGUUCAGUGAGCGGAGCAAUUCAGUGCAUUACGCUAAUUCAGAUGAGGAGGAGGAUGGUUAUGACUCUCCACAUAUCAAAAGAAAGGGGGCUUCUGUGGAUGAAUUUCUAAAAGGUUCAGAACUUGGGAAGCAGUCGCAUUACUGCCCUGGGGAAGAUUAUCAUACAGAGAGCAGCAGAGGGUCAGAUUUAUCUGACAUUUUAGAGGAAGAUGAAGAAGAGCUGUAUUCUGAAAUGCAACUGGAAGAUGGGGGCAGAAGGCGAGUCAGCAUUACAUCUCACAACACCCUCAAGUGCUCUAAGACUAGCACUACAGACCCUGCUUUAAAGGAGCAGCUGGAUUAUUCUCCACAACAUCACCACAGUAAAAAACUGUUCAGUAUUCCUGAAGUAGCAGAAGAAGAAGGAGGAGAGCAUUCUGAGCUCUUGCACAGAGGCUGUUCUAUAGGAAUAACUUAUAAAACAAGAGGAGCCUUAGCUAGUGUAAAUAGAAUACCAAGAGCUGGUAGCCGAGAAGGUCGCCAUCAGAGCCCGUGGCAUCUCUCAAAGGCUAGGUUUAAUGGAACCCCUACAUAUUCAGAGGACUUCACAACAGAAGGGAGCAAACUUGGAUCUCUUUCAAGGAGCCCAGACAGUGGCUUGGAUUGUGGCAGUGAGGAAGAGGAAGCACGUUGUAAUUACAGGAAAGCCACUGUUGCUAGAAAUGCAGCCCAGGAGAAUCCUCAGAAUCCUCCAUGUCCUAGAGACCUGAAACAAAUGCUAACACGCAGAAAAACCUUAACCAGACAAAGCAGCGUGGAGGAGGAUUUUGGUGAUAUGAGCGCAGGCUUUGUAGAUAACAAGAGCAAUAUCAAGCAUCAGCCUGAGAUGCAUGAACAGCAACCAUGUAUCAGGGAUUUAAAUAACAUUUCUGCCCGAAAAACAGACUUUUAUCAGAAAGACCAUAGGGAUGCAGUUCUGAGGCCACCCCACAGAGACACAGAAAACUCUCUGCUUUUAGGUAAUCACCCAACGUUAAGUCGGACAGAUCACCAGACACGAAGGUUCUCUCAUGGCAGUGCAGCUCCUCAAAGACCCCGACCAAUGAUGGUUCCUUCUAUUGAAAUUACAAUGGACAGUAACAGUGAAGGAGGUCGUUCUCGGUCAGGUAGUGAGGGAAAUAUUUCACCUGUUAAAGAAGAAGCUUAUUAUCGCAGCCUUGGAGGACACAGGAAGUGGUCUCUGCAACCUACCAGGGUGUCUGACGAUAGAUACGAUAGUUAUGGCAGUCGGGAGCAGCUUUCAAUGUACGAGGAGUCUGAGACUGAUGGCGGGAUGGAGGAUUUUCCUGCACGGAUAUUUGUGGCACUCUUUGAUUAUGACCCAAGGACCAUGUCCCCUAAUCCAGAUGCUGCUGAAGAGGAGCUCCCAUUUAAGGAAGGACAGGUCAUAAAGGUUUAUGGAGACAAAGAUUCUGAUGGAUUUUAUCGUGGUGAGACCUGUGAAAGGGCUGGCUUUAUACCCUGUAAUAUGGUCUCUGAAAUACAAGUUGAUGAUGAAGAAAUGAUGGAGCAACUCUUCAAACAAGGAUUUCUGCCUUUAAAUACUCCAGUAGAAAAAAUAGUCAACUGUGAACGUUUCAAAGAGAGCUCUCGCUCUGUACACCGCAGAUCCAGAAAGUCUAAGAGAGAAAGGAACAGGAGGAGUGGAAGACAACACUCAGUGACUACUAGAAGAAUGGUUGCUUUAUAUGACUAUGAUCCAAGAGAAAGCUCACCUAAUGUUGAUGUGGAGGCAGAGCUAACAUUUUGUACUGGAGAUAUACUCAAUGUUUUUGGUGAAAUAGAUGAAGAUGGAUUUUACUAUGGUGAACUUAAUGGGCAUAAAGGCCUUGUCCCAUCUAAUUUUUUGGAAGAAGUGCCUGAUGAUGUUGAAGUUUACCUUUCUGAUACGCCAUCUCGAUACCCUCAAGAUACCCCAAUGCGAACCAAGGUUAAAAGGAAGAAGAGUGUUCAUUUCACACCUUAAUGAGGCAGUGUAGCCUUCACGUCCCAUCUGAGAACACAGGAACACCCCGGAGAGCUCCAUCUCCAACAGUUCAUCUGCAUUCUAUGUCACCUCCAUCCUCCAUGGGUUCAGGCAGCCCAAUGCGAGGCAGGGACCGGUCUUCAAAAAAGAAAAAAGGUCUACUAUCAAAAGGAAGGAAGUUCCUUAAAAAACUUGGUGCAGUAAAGUGAGAUGUUUAAAAGCACUUUUAUUUUCUUUUUUUUUUUUGCAAGCCACGGCACAGCCUUCUUUUUUAAAUGAGCAUUUGCUCUAGUAUAAAUGUACAGUGAUCCAGCCCUUAACUCCACCAUAUGGCUGCUAACCAUAAUACAUGGCUCUCCAUGUAACAAAUACCUUUAAUACCAAUGAUUGGUUGGGGGAAAAAAACAACUCUGGUCUUGAAAAUCCUAGUUAAUAUAGCCUUGGUGUUUUGCCUUACCGACGCACAAUGAUUUAUUAUGUUAUAUAAAUGUACAUAGCAUUUUAUUUGUAUGUUGAGUGCAUCCAAUCAUUCUCACUGUUAAAUAGUGAUUUAACAUUUCACUAACCAGUUUAUGAUUUAGAACUGGAUUUUAAAAAAUCCAGAUACCCUGCUGUCCAUUAAUGCAAAUGUUUAAAAAUGUCACUUCUCAUGGUAAUCACACUACCAGAAGUAUUAAGCAGUGUUCAGCUAUUACACAGUCUUAUACGUAGGUUAAAAAAAGAGAAAAAAAUAUGAAUUUAAUUUGAGUUUAAAGGGGAAGUCCGCACUAUUUUCAGAUUGGCAUCCUCUAAAAAGUUCAGCAAACAUCAAAUUACAAUUUUGUAAUUUUAGUCCAUUUGUAAGUUGUUUUUACUCUUUAUACAUAAUUUUCAGACUGCCUUUUUUGUAAGAUGAAGGUUUACAAUUAAAUAUCACCCCACCCCCCCAUUGUGUCUUCAAAAUGUAUAUAAAUUGUAUAAUAACAUGUCAGGAGUUAUGAAAUACAAAUGUUACUGGCCUAAAUGUGAUUAAAGUGUUGUGUGUGUGUGCGUGUGUGUGUGCAUGUGGAAAUUUGAUGUGUAAAUUAUUUUAUAUAUAAAUAAAAUUUGAUAUUUUGUA
Messenger RNA from Xenopus tropicalis (tropical clawed frog), 8098 nucleotides. It is a transcript of the gene rimbp2, whose product is annotated as RIMS binding protein 2. Lineage: Eukaryota; Metazoa; Chordata; Amphibia; Anura; Pipidae. The coding region runs from base 1567 to 6999 and encodes 1810 amino acids. The record is from RefSeq and is a predicted model, not a curated record. The transcript is spliced from 31 exons. Gene Ontology annotation, cellular component: synapse; plasma membrane.